Molecule: messenger RNA, 4753 nt
Organism: Pungitius pungitius (ninespine stickleback)
Lineage: Eukaryota; Metazoa; Chordata; Actinopteri; Perciformes; Gasterosteidae
Gene: col18a1a
Product: collagen type XVIII alpha 1 chain a
Exons: 41
Coding region: 69-4367 (1432 amino acids)
Biological process (GO): extracellular matrix organization
Molecular function (GO): extracellular matrix structural constituent conferring tensile strength
Source: RefSeq, a predicted model, not a curated record
UGACACAAUUCCCUCUGAGAGCCUGAUUGAGUCGGUGGACCCGGUCAAGACUUGAUAUUAUCCCCAAGAUGAGGACCCGGUUUGGAGUUUGGCUUUUGUUGACCCUGUGGGUGGUCUACUCUGAUGCUUGGUUCUGGGAGUGGACCGGUGCUGCAACCUUUCCCCCAACAGCGGACCCUGAGGGGUCUGGCACUCCAGCAUUCAGUGGAGAACCACCAUCGGAGAGUGUUGCUGGCCUUGGAGCGGACAUCAUUGGUGAGGGACCAGGGAUCCAAAAACUUGUGCAGGCUAGGGAUGAGACCACGGAGGGACCUCGACUGACCGCCCUCACCCCUACGACGCAACCCGAGACCCAACUUGAUUCAGAACAGGGAACAGCGGUGAUUUCAUCACACAUGCAAAAACCUGAAGACGAUGGCGUGUCCCUGCUGCAGCUGAUCGGGGAUCCUCCCCCCGGAACCCUCCCGGAAUCCUCCUCCAAGUACGAUCUGACGGGAAGGCCUUUCAUUACCUUUGAACCCAAAAGCAACAACGUGGGUCAGCUGGCCCGUGCACACCUGCCCAACCCAUUCUACCGAAACUUCGCCCUCGUCUUCCACCUGAAGCCCACGACCGACGGGGCGGCCGUCCUCUUCGCCGUCACGGACGCGUCGCAGAAGGUCGUGCACGUGGGCGUCAAGCUGUCGUCCGUGCAGGGCGGGAAGCAGGACGUGGUCCUGUACUACACGGAGCCCGGCGCCGAGCGCUCCUACGAGGCGGCCAGGUUCCCCGUGCCCUCCAUGAGGGACACCUGGACUCGCUUUGCCAUCGCCGUGAGGGACGACAAGGUGAUGUUGUACCUCGGCUGUGACACCGACCCUAUGGUGACGGGCUUGGAGAGGUCCCCGGACGAGAUGGAGCUGGAGGCCGGGGCCGGGCUCUUUGUGGGCCACGCCGGAGGAGCUGACCCUGACAAGUUUGUGGGGGUGAUGGGUGAGCUGAGAGUGGUGGGAGACCCGCUUGCCGCUGAGAGGCACUGUGAGGAGGAUGAAGAUGACUCCGAUAUGGCUUCAGGUGAAGGAAGCGGCUUUGAAGAACCCAGAAAACCCAAAGCGCCCGGGAAGAAACUUGGCUCCACGACUCCUCUUCCCCCCACCGCGCCCAUUCCUCAGCCCCCACUGACGAGGAAGGAGGGGGCCACCAGUCAAUCAGAAACAGGUGCUAAGGGAGAAAAGGGCGACCGGGGGGAUCCGGGAAAGAAGGGAGACAGGGGUCCAAUUGGGCCGAAGGGAGAUGCCAGCUCUGGAUCCGGCUCACGGGGUGGAGCCCGUGGAGAGAAGGGGGAACCAGGGGAAAAUGGUUUAAAGGGCACUGCAGGCUUCGGCUACCCGGGAACCAAGGGAGACACCGGUCCACCUGGGCCGCCCGGUUCCCCCGGCCCCCCGGGGCCCGCCACCGAGGUCUCGGUCAGUAGCGACGGCUCGGUCUCCUCCAGAGGCCCCGGACCUCGAGGGCCGGCCGGACCACAAGGGGCCGCGGGCCCCCAGGGACCCCCAGGAGAUGAUGGAGAGCCGGGGGAUCCUGGUGAGGAUGGGAAAACGGGCGCUGAAGGACCACCCGGCUUCCCAGGAUCCCCGGGGAACUCUGGGCCCAAAGGAGAUAAGGGAGACCGUGGAGAUGGUCAGCCUGGCCCCAGGGGACCGCCAGGACCUCCAGGACUGCCAGGAACCGGAUCUACUUUUGUGGACAUGGAAGCCUCAGGGUUCCCUGAUCUGGACUCUGUUCGGGGAUUACCUGGCCUGCCUGGUCCCCCUGGUCCCCCCGGGCCCCCGGGCCCUGCUACUGAUUCUGUAGGGUCAGCGUCUAGUUCUGGGGCAUUCGGACCUCCAGGAAAGGACGGGCAUCCCGGUCAACCAGGCUCGCCUGGUUUGCCGGGUUCUGAUGGACUCCCAGGAGUUUCUGGACCAAAGGGAGACAAGGGGGAUUCCGGCGACCUGGGCCUUCCAGGAGCAGUUGGACAGAAGGGGUCUCGAGGAGACCCUGGUUUACCAGGAACCUCGGGAGAGACUGGACUGGCCGGUCUUCCCGGCCCGAUUGGACCGGUCGGGCGACCUGGGCCUCCAGGGCCUCCUGGACCUGGCUACGGUGUUGGAUUUGAUGACAUGGAGGCCUCGGGUCAAGGCUUCAGAAAUCUGCUGCCUGGUGAACGGGGACCUGAGGGGAGACAGGGUCCUCCAGGCUUGCCUGGACUGCAAGGCACACCUGGCUUCCCUGGUUUACCGGGUCAGAAGGGUUCUGAAGGCCUCACAGGAAGCGAUGGACGUCCGGGGUUGGAUGGCUUCCCUGGACCUCAGGGACCAAAGGGGGACAGCGGCACCAAAGGAGAAAGGGGUGACCCAGGUCGAGAUGGAACAGGUGUCCCGGGGCCACCCGGACCACCCGGGCCACCGGGACAGUUCAUCUCCCGAAGACCCGACAACGAGGACGGGCUCGUCGGCAGUGAGGGGCGUCAGGGAGGACCUGGUUUACCUGGACAAGCUGGAUUCCCUGGUCCUGCUGGACCAAAGGGGGACAGAGGAGACACGGGCCCCCCGGGCCACGGGGACAAGGGGCAGAAAGGAGAACCGGGCCUGGUGGUCGGACCGGAUGGAAACCUCCUGCAUCUGGAAGGCCUGAGGGGUCCGAAGGGAGACAGAGGAACCCCUGGACCCGUUGGACCUCCUGGCCAGUAUGGACCUACUGGUAUAAAAGGGGAAAUGGGAAUGCCUGGGAGACCUGGUCGUCCUGGUGUAAAUGGUUACAAAGGGGAGAAAGGAGAGACAGGACUCGGCUAUGGAUACCCGGGUGUACCUGGCCAACCGGGACCACCUGGACCCCCUGGACCCGCCAUUCCAUUGGAUCGCUUUAACCGCUAUGAUGACGCUUCGAGGAAUUACCCGGCGACCAAAGGGGAGAAAGGAGAGAGUGGGGACAGAGGAGCUCCAGGAAUCCCAGGGACCAGCUCUAAUUUUGAUAUUUACACAUUCAAGAGCGAACUGAAGGGGGAGCGUGGAGACCUGGGUGUGAAGGGAGAAAAGGGAGAACCUGGUGGCGGCGGAUAUUAUGACUCACGUUUUGGAGGAGCUCAGGGCCCGCCGGGGCCUCCUGGCAAACCGGGCCUGCAGGGUCCAAAGGGAGAAUCUGUAUUGGGCCCUGCGGGUCCUCAGGGGCCACCGGGGCCACCAGGGACUGGUUACGAUGGGCGCCCAGGUCCUCCAGGGCCACCUGGACCUCCUGGACCCCAAGGAUCUUCCUCACUUCCAGGAGCAUAUAGGCCCAAUCACUCCCUCAGUGUUCCUGGACCUCCUGGACCUCCUGGUCCGCCUGGUAGCCCCGCUCCCUCUUCUGGGGUCACCAUCUUAAGGUCGUUUGACACAAUGAUGGCGACCGCGAGGCGCCAGUCAGAGGGAAGCCUCAUCUACAUCCUGGACAAAGCCGACCUCUACUUGAGAGUGCGCGAUGGAGUGCGGCAGGUCAUGCUCGGUAACUACAAACCCUUCUCCAGAGAUCUGGACAACGAGGUGGCGGAGGUCCAGCCCCCGCCCGUGAUCCUGUACCCCCAGUCCCAGGACCAGUCCCACAACAACGGAGCUGGCCAUUACUCCCAGGGAGGUUCUGCCAUACGACCCAUUGAGCCUCCUCCGCAGCCACCAGUGGAGCCCCGAUACCCCCCCCAGUACGAUCCCAAGUUCCCCGACCCGAGGCUCACGGGCCAGACGGACACGCAGCGGACCGAGCACAGACACCCCGUGACCCCGCAGCGACCCCCGGGCCCACCGGUGCAGCAGCCUGCCGGCCCACUGGGGCCAACGGCACCAGGACUACACAUCAUCGCCCUGAACGCCCCUCAAACUGGGAACAUGCGAGGGAUCCGCGGGGCGGACUUCCUGUGCUUCCAGCAGGCCCGCGCCGUGGGCCUCAAGGGCACCUUCAGAGCUUUCCUCUCCUCCAAGCUCCAAGACCUCUACACCAUCGUCCGCAGGUCAGACAGGGACGGAACCCCCAUCGUGAACCUCAAGGACCAAGUGCUGUUCAGCAGCUGGGAGUCUCUCUUUGCCGACAAUGUGAGCAAAAUGAGGGAGAACGUACCGAUCUACUCCUUCGACGGCAGAGACGUGGUCAGAGACAGCGCAUGGCCAGAAAAGAUGGUCUGGCACGGAUCGAGCAACAAAGGCCACCGGCAAACGGACCACUACUGUGAAACAUGGCGGGCGGGCGACCACGCCGUGACGGGCCUGGCGUCCUCUCUGCAGAGCGGGCGCCUCCUGCAGCAGACCUCCAGCAGCUGCUCCGGCUCCUACGUGGUGCUGUGCAUCGAGAACGCCUUCACUUCACACUCCAAGAAAUAAAGCCCCCCCCACCUACCAUCCCCCUGCCUUUCUUUUGUUUUUUUGGUUCUGGGCCCUGGAUGAAGACGCUCUUGAUUUCCCGAGAAGCCGCCUGGUGACCAUGACCCGGCCCUGUGGCUCUGUGGCUGGCAGAGAGCCUUCGGGUCGCCUGCUCCCCCCCCCCUCAAAGAGACGGGUCGAAGCCAGGGGCGUCGCUCUUUCUUCUCGGGGGCAUUGACACGUACUUUCUCCAAGGUGCAGAACGAUAGCGGAGAAGCUAAAUGUCUUCUCAAAUUGUAUCCUAUUUCCUCUUUUGUUUUUCUGUAUAUUAUAUGUUUGUUGUUUGUAAUUUUUUUGUGGUUUUCAUUGUUUUACCUUUUGAACUGUUUAUAAAAAUGCUAUAUCCA